AUGGCACUGAACCCUCUGCCCCGUUCAUCGGAUUCGCCAAUCACAACGGGGAAGCGGAAUAUUGCCAUCGCAGAGAUUGUCAUAUACUCCCUCAUCCAUACUGCGCAGUUUAGCACAAGAUGCAUGCAAGAAUGGCGGCACUGGCACCACAACAAGAACAAGAGCAUCGGACGAUGUGUGUUCUAUUCUUGGUGGAGUAUGAUUGGUCUUCUCUCACAGAUUCGCAUCGCAGGUUCGGCCUUGGUGCUUGCCAGCUCACACCCGGAGAAGCCAAUACUCAUUGCUGAAUCCAUUUUGCAAAGCGUGGGCCUUUCGCCCCUCUUAUUGCGAUGUGGACAAUCUGGAGAAACUGGCCCUGGAAAUUCGAAAUGGACCAAGCUGACCCGGUUUGCUUUGCAUUUCUUCCGUUUCCCGAUUUUCAUCGCCAUCAUACUAGCAGUGGUAGGUGGAUGUAUCAACAUGCGCACAAUGGGAGAAGCUGGGUCCAUUGUUCUUGUUGUCACCUUCGCUUAUGUAUGUGGUCUUGUUGGUCGGCUUGCGGUAAAAUCGCGGUCGAUUCUUCCCAAGUCGGGACACCGUGCCGUACUUUUGACAGUUUUGACUCUACCCUUUUUGUUGGUUCGGAUCAUUUAUUUCCUAUUGUUGGAGUAUGGACCGCCCAAGUUCAACCCAGCCACUGGUGGUAUCGGCAUCUUGAUUGGAAUGGGGCUUCUGAUGGAGAUCAUCAUUGUCAUCUUGCUUUUGGCGGCACGCGCUGUGGCUGAACCGGUUUGGCCGUCGACCAUUUCUAAGCGUAUCGUAUACGAUGACUUGGAGUCGACACGGAAUUGA
Penicillium hordei is the source of this 831-nucleotide messenger RNA. RefSeq lists its product as uncharacterized. Bases 1 to 831 code for a protein of 276 amino acids. The transcript is spliced from 3 exons. The record is from RefSeq and is a predicted model, not a curated record. Lineage: Eukaryota; Fungi; Ascomycota; Eurotiomycetes; Eurotiales; Aspergillaceae.